This is a messenger RNA of Echinococcus granulosus, 1002 nucleotides long. RefSeq lists its product as hypothetical. NCBI's taxonomy places the organism in Eukaryota, Metazoa, Platyhelminthes, Cestoda, Cyclophyllidea, Taeniidae. The coding region runs from base 1 to 1002 and encodes 333 amino acids. The record is from RefSeq and is a predicted model, not a curated record. The transcript has 3 exons.
AUGUUUAUUAAUAUCGGUGGAGAAGCAUCAGGAAGCACUGAAGAUGACAACAAUGUUGGAGAUCGGAACCGGUUAUCAACAGAAGAGGUUAUGUCUCUUUGUGAUUACGACCCUGCCGAUGUUGAGUUCGUCAUUUCAUCGAGUGAUUCCGAAACAAAUUGGAGUUUUGAACGGCUGCCACUGCCGAACAAAUUAAGUGAAGACUCCGAGCAACGCCAUUCCUCACAUCAAUCUGCUUUCCUGCCCCCAGGUAAUCGGACAGUUCUUAAUAGAAGCAUUUGGAAUGCUCAUCCUUCACAUACAGUUCGAAAAUACCAAAGUCAAUCUGAUGAUGAAAUAACUAAAACAGAUGCUCAUUUGAAUCAGGCGCUCCCUCCGGAUCAACACUUUUUGGAUGAAACCGAUGUACACUGCCUUCGUUGCCGUAGAUUCCGCUUGAUUCGAAGUCCCAUCAAACUCUUGUCAAGCCCUCUGAAAAUAUCCGAAGUAUUUGUUAAAUCAAAAUCAUGUUUUAAGAAUCGCUUCGUUACAUUCCUUUUCAUCCUUGUUUCUUACAUCUGUUUUAUGUGCAUUGGUGCCGCGUGCUUUCAGCUAAUCGAAAAGCCUGUCGAGUUUCAUUCAGAGAAUCUCGAUGAAGUUAUUCAUAUUUUGGAAAGCUGCAACCAUCUUUCAUGUAAGUAUGGUGCUCAUGUGUUUUUGUUUUCAGUUUUAGAAUCGCUAAGAUUGUUCUGUCUAAUUUCUGCUGUAAACAGCAACAAUUUCCUGUGUUUUAUAACUUGUUUAUCUGUGACUGCAAGAAAGUAUGACGAGGACCAUUCAAGUCAAACCGUAGCUUUUAGCUUUAAACCUACACUUCAUAUUGAUGCUCAGUGUAUAGAAGCCAGAUCCUGGAUGCCUCAUAUUUGCAGAAUCACAAGUCUUCAAACACAUUUUUAUCGUAGAACUAAGUUUGUAAUGGUAAAAAAGUGUUCUUUUUUAAAAAAUUCCGUUCACAAAAUCUAG